AUGUCGCGGAAAAAGUUUGCUUUUGCAUCUGUGGAAGCAAAAUCCACAUAUAGCUCUAUAUAUGCGCUGCUCGUAGCACUUCAGCUAAGAAAAGCGUCUGAGAAGGUGAAAAUGCUUCAACAAGACCGCCAUAACGAAUAUAAUUUAAGAGCGAAGGAGUUUGAAAAGGCGUGUGAGGACAAGAACCCGAACAAAACCUAUGCUUUACUGAAACAGCAUGGCGGCAAGAUUAAAAGAUAUUCACUAGUCCUCAACACUGCCAAUGGAAUGGCUAUCGGUGAUUCCUACCAAUUUGGAGGGAUCACUUCAAGACCUUGCUGA
Messenger RNA from Necator americanus (New World hookworm), 321 nucleotides. RefSeq lists its product as uncharacterized. The record is from RefSeq and is a predicted model, not a curated record. The transcript has a single exon. Lineage: Eukaryota; Metazoa; Nematoda; Chromadorea; Rhabditida; Ancylostomatidae. The coding region runs from base 1 to 321 and encodes 106 amino acids.